AUGGCGCGGGGACCGGCCGCUGCGCUCGCCGAGGCGGGGAAGCAUCACGGCGGAGGCGCGGUGGCGACCAAGCCCUGGCUGCUGCUCGCCUGGCUGCUGCUCGCCUUUCUGGGACUCUGUGCAGCAUUUGGGCCCAGUAAACCGGAAGAAGAGGACUAUGAAGAUGUCCCCAUAAAUAAGACAUGGGUUUUAUCACCGAAGGUCUAUGAAAGUGAUGUGACCUUGAUUCUGAAUAAACUGCUGCAGGGCUAUGAUAACAAACUACGCCCUGACAUUGGAGUGAGGCCAACAGUGAUAGAGACAGCAGUUUAUGUCAACAGCAUUGGACCAGUUGACCCCAUCAACAUGGAAUACACCAUUGACAUCUUCUUUGCCCAGACAUGGUACGACAGCCGACUUAAGUUCAACAGUUCUAUCAAAUUACUCAUGCUCAACAGCAAUAUGGUAGGCAAAAUUUGGAUUCCUGACACCUUUUUUCGGAAUUCCCGGAAAUCAGAUGCCCACUGGAUCACCACUCCAAAUCGUCUUUUAAGACUGUGGAGCAAUGGCAGAGUGAUGUACACGCUCAGGUUGACUAUUAAUGCGGAGUGCUACCUUAAGCUGCAUAACUUUCCAAUGGAUGAGCACUCGUGUCCACUGGAGUUUUCGAGCUAUGGGUAUCCUAAGAAUGAGAUCAUGUACCGCUGGCAGAGACGCUCAGUGGAGGUGGCAGACCAGCGCUACUGGAGACUCUACCAGUUUGCCUUUGUAGGGUUGAGAAAUACCUCAGAUGUAGCGCACACUCAGUCAGGGGAGUACGUGAUCAUGACCAUCUUUUUUGACCUGAGUCGGAGGAUGGGCUACUUCACCAUUCAGACCUACAUUCCUUGCAGUAUGAUCGUGGUCUUGUCCUGGGUCUCCUUCUGGAUCAACAAAGAUGCGGUCCCGGCCCGCACAUCUCUGGGCAUUACCACAGUGCUCACCAUGACAACUCUCAGCACAAUCUCCAGGAAGUCCCUGCCCAAAGUUUCCUACGUGACAGCCAUGGACUUGUUUGUCUCUGUCUGUUUCAUCUUCACCUUUGCUGCCCUUAUGGAGUACGGCACCCUGCACUACUUCACCAGCAACAGGCAGACCAAGAAGUCCAAGGCCAACAACGCACAGCAAAAGUCUUCUAGCAUGGUGAAUAUCCGUCCUGGAACAUCCCUGGUCCAGAUGAACAAUAUUGUUCCCUAUCAUGAGGAGGAUGACUAUGCCUACGAGUGCUUGGAUGGAAAAGACUGUACCAGUUUCUUCUGCUGCUUCGAUGACUGUCGCUCAGGUGCCUGGCGUGAAAACAGGAUGCACGUACGGGUCUCCAAGAUUGACUCGUACUCGCGAAUAUUCUUCCCCACUGCUUUUGGCCUUUUCAACCUGGUUUACUGGAUAGGAUACCUGUAUUUAUAA
This is a messenger RNA of Lampris incognitus (smalleye Pacific opah), 1425 nucleotides long. RefSeq names its product gamma-aminobutyric acid type A receptor subunit gamma1 (gene gabrg1). The record is from RefSeq and is a predicted model, not a curated record. Gene Ontology annotation, molecular function: inhibitory extracellular ligand-gated monoatomic ion channel activity; benzodiazepine receptor activity; transmitter-gated monoatomic ion channel activity involved in regulation of postsynaptic membrane potential. Gene Ontology annotation, cellular component: neuron projection; postsynapse; GABA-A receptor complex. The transcript is spliced from 9 exons. Gene Ontology annotation, biological process: signal transduction; chloride transport; synaptic transmission, GABAergic. Bases 1 to 1425 code for a protein of 474 amino acids. Lineage: Eukaryota; Metazoa; Chordata; Actinopteri; Lampriformes; Lampridae.